AUGAAUCCAAUUCAGUUUCAACAACACUUCAAGCUGGAGAAACCGAGAGGAAUCUUGAACUUCCAAGCAAUAAGAUCGUUCACGACCUUAUUCAGACUGAUCGAACUGAUUCUUUUUCUAAUCUUCAUCUCCAAACUCUCUUUCCCUUCAGUGAAGUUCUCCGGUGACAUUUUCAGGGAAGCAUCAAUGUUUCUCGUUAGCCCGAGAUUCGUUUUCUUCAUCGGAAACGCAAUCGUCAUAACUCUCUUUGCGAAAUCCAGACAACACAGCUCGGCUCACGAGGCUAUUCCAAAGACAACAGAAGCUGCAAGCAACGAUCAUUACCAAGAACUUCUUCUUCACAAGAGUGAGAAGAAGAGAUCUGAAGUUUAUGAGACGAAAACAGAACCACCGAAGAAGCCGAGUGGAGUGAAAAGGGUUAGUUUCUCGAGAAGCCAAUCGCAGAAAGCGUUUGAGGCGGUUCAGCCGCUGGAGAGUACAUGUGGUGGGAAAAUCAUGAAGAGGUAUGCAUCGGAGAAGCAUAUGAGGAUUUGUGACUCGGAAAAGAAAGUAGAGGUGAGAGUCAAGAAACCAAAAGAUGGAAUGAGCAACGACCAAUUUAGGACAAAGAUUGAAGCUUUCAUUGCCAGACAAAAGAGAAUUCAAAAGGAUGAAGAACACUUGAUAAUCUAG
Messenger RNA from Thlaspi arvense, 672 nucleotides. The record is from the annotation of a GenBank genome assembly. NCBI's taxonomy places the organism in Eukaryota, Viridiplantae, Streptophyta, Magnoliopsida, Brassicales, Brassicaceae.